Messenger RNA from Eublepharis macularius, 3829 nucleotides. It is a transcript of the gene NRCAM, whose product is annotated as neuronal cell adhesion molecule. Gene Ontology annotation, molecular function: cell-cell adhesion mediator activity. Bases 16 to 3645 code for a protein of 1209 amino acids. Lineage: Eukaryota; Metazoa; Chordata; Lepidosauria; Squamata; Eublepharidae. Gene Ontology annotation, biological process: brain development; cell-cell adhesion. The transcript is spliced from 28 exons. The record is from RefSeq and is a predicted model, not a curated record.
GAUAAACGGGUAAGAAUGGAACAACAAUCAGGAACUCUUACAAUAAAUAUUAUAAAUGAUGAAAAUGGAGGAAAGGCAGAAGCAUACGAAGGCAUUUAUCAGUGCACAGCAAGAAAUGAGCGUGGAGCUGCAAUUUCCAAUAAUAUUGUUGUACGCUCAUCCAGAUCCCCCUUGUGGACUAAGGAAAACAUAGUUCCAAUAAGAGUAAUUGAAGGCCAACAUGUAAUACUCCCCUGCAGGCCUCCAAUGGGAUUACCUCCACCUAUAAUAUUUUGGAUGGAUAACUCUUUUCAAAAGCUGCCUCAAAAUGAUAGAGUUUCCCAAAGUCUAAAUGGAGACCUUUAUUUUUCUAAUGUAAAAUUGGAAGACACACGUGAAGAUUACAUAUGUUAUGCACGAUUUAAUCACACCCAAACUAUUCAGCAAAAGCAACCUAUAUCUUUGAAGGUUGAGCCAGUGGAUUCAUUGAAUGAAACUAUAGCUGCUAAUAUGAGUGACUCUGAUUUUUAUGGUGCGAGCAAAUACACAGAAAGAAAACCGACUCUUCUAACUCCUACUGGAAUCACAAGUAGCAAAAUAGAACUAAGAGGAAACACCCUUAUGUUGGAGUGCAUUGCAGAAGGAUUACCUACACCAAUAAUCAGCUGGUUUAAAGAAGGUGGUGACCUUCCUCCCAAUAGAGUCUUCCGAGAAAAUUUUAAAAAGACCCUCAAAAUCAUAGAUAUUACCGAAGCUGACUCUGGAAGAUAUAAAUGCUUGGCAAAGAAUCGAUUUGGUUCUGCACACCAUGUUAUUACAGUCACUGUCAAAGCUGCACCUUACUGGAUAAGAGAACCUACAAACCUUGUGUUAUCCCCAGGAGAACAUGGUAACUUGAUCUGCAGAGCUAAUGGCAAUCCUAAACCCAGUAUAAGCUGGUUAGCAAACGGAGUUCCCAUUGACAUUGCUCCUGAAGAUCCUAGCAGAAGAGUAGAUGGUGAUACAAUUAUAUUCACUGAUGUACAAGAUCGGUCAAGUGCUGUUUAUCAGUGCAACGCCUCUAAUGAAUAUGGAUAUCUACUGGCAAAUGCAUUUGUGAACAUUUUAGCUGAGCCACCAAGAAUUCUCACUCCUCAAAAUCAACUCUACCAAGUCAUUGCAAACAAACCUGCGUUGCUACACUGUGCUUUUUUUGGUUCACCUGUGCCUGAAAUUGAAUGGUUUAAAGGAGCGAAAGGUAGCAUUCUCCAGGGAGAGCACUAUGUUUUCCAUAGCAAUGGCACCCUGGAAAUUCCUGUGGCUCAGAAGGAUAGCAGUGGCACCUACACCUGUGUAGCAGGAAAUAAACUAGGAAAGGUACAAAAUGAAGUUCGGUUGGAAAUUAAGGAACCAACAAUGAUUAUUAAGCAGCCUGAAUACAAAACAGUUCAAAGGACAGGACAGGUUUCCUUUGAAUGUACAAUUAAAUAUGACCCUACCUUAAUACCCACAGUUACGUGGUUGAAAGACAGUGGUGAAUUACCAAAUGAUGAAAGGUUUAUGGUUGGUAAAUACAACUUAACCAUUAUGAAUGUAACUGAUAAGGAUGAUGGAACAUAUACUUGCCUAGCUAAUACUACUCUGGACAGUGUUUCUGCAAGUGCCGUGCUUACUGUUGUUGCUCCUCCAACAACUCCACCUGUUGUUUACGAUCGUCCUGAUCCUCCAUUUGAUUUGGAAUUGACAGACAAGCAAGACAGAAGUGUUCAGCUCACAUGGAUUCCAGGAGAUGACAACAACAGCCCUAUCAUAAAGUAUAUCAUUGAGUAUGAAGAUGCCAUGCAUGAACCAGGGAUAUGGCGUUACCAUAUGGAUGUCCUUGGGAUCCAGACAACUGUGCAGUUGAAGCUGUCACCAUAUGUUAACUAUUCAUUUCGUGUAAUAGCUGUCAAUAAGAUUGGAAAAAGUCAGCCAAGUGAUCCCUCGGAAAAAUACUUGACGGAAUCAGCAAAGCCAGAUGAAAAUCCAACUGUCAUUCAAGGGAAUGGAUCAGAGCCUGAUAAGUUGGUGAUAAUGUGGGAGCCAUUAAAGCGUAUUCAGUCCAAUGGUCCAGGUCUUCAGUAUCGAGUCAGUUGGCGGCAAAAGGAUGUUGAUGACGAGUGGACAUCUGUUCCAGUCGCUAAUGUAUCUAAAUUUACUGUGUCUGGUACACCAACUUUUGUUCCAUAUGAGAUAAAAGUACAGGCAUUAAAUGAUUUGGGAUUUGCACCAGAACCUACAAUCACAGUUGGAUAUUCUGGGGAAGAUUUACCAAUGGUUGCACCAGAGAAUUUGGAGGUACAUGUUGUAAACAGUACCUUAGCAAAGGUGCGAUGGGACCCAGUUCCGCUAAACCUUGUCCGAGGCCGUCUUCGAGGAUAUAAAAUUUACUAUUGGAAAGUACAAAGCUUAUCUGGAAAAAGUAAGCGACAUGUGGAUAAAAAGACAUUGACUUUCAGUGGAAAUAAGACACAUGGAAUGUUGCCGGGACUGGAACCAUUCAGCGCUUACAAGCUGCAUGUUAAAGUGUUUAACGGGAAAGGAGAAGGACCAGCAACCCCUGACAAAAAUUUUACAACUCCUGAAGGAGUUCCCAGUGCACCCUCCUUUCUGAAGAUUACUAAUCCAAAUUUGGAUUCCCUCACUUUGGAAUGGGGCCCACCUACUCAUCCAAAUGGUGUUUUGAUGGGAUAUACACUGAAAUUUCAGCCAAUUAAUAGCACACAUGAAUUAGGCCGCUUGGAAGAGAUCAGUAUUCCAGCCAAUCAGACCACCAUGAUAAUAAGCAACUUAAAUUACAGCACUCGAUACAAGUUUUACUUCUAUGCAAAAACUUCAGUCGGAUCUGGAAGUCAAAUAACAGAGGAGGCAGUAACCAUUAUGGAUGAAGCAGGAAUCUUGCCAUUCAAUGUUGGAAGGGGAGAUUUGCAACCAGUUUAUCCAAGGAUCAGAAAUGUUACUGCAGCUGCUGCUGAGACCUAUGCCAAUGUCAGUUGGGAGUAUGAGGGUCCAGAUCAUGAGAACAUAUAUGUUGAAUAUGGUGUGGCAGGCAACACAGAAGAAAUGAAAAGAGAAAAUGUAAAUGGUUCCCGGAGCUUCUUUGUGUUAAAAGGAUUAAUACCAGGAACUUCAUAUAAAGUCCGGGUUGGUGCUCUUUCUGGUGUUAGCAGUUCAGAGGCUGUGUUUGAGACAGGUCCAGCAAAGGCAAGUCGACAAGUUGACAUUGCAACGCAAGGAUGGUUUAUUGGUCUUAUGUGUGCAGUUGCCCUUCUCAUCUUGAUAUUGUUGAUUGUUUGUUUCAUAAGAAGAAAUAAAGGUGGAAAAUAUCCAGUGAAAGAAAAGGAAGACGCUCAUGGUGAUCCAGAAAUACAACCUAUGAAAGAAGAUGAUGGAACUCUUGGAGAGUACAGUGAUGCAGAUGACCACAAACCUCUAAAAAAAGGAAGCAGGACUCCUUCAGACAGGACUGUGAAAAAAGAGGACAGUGAUGACAGUUUAGUUGACUACGGAGAAGGUGUCAACGGCCAGUUCAAUGAGGACGGAUCUUUUAUUGGACAAUACAGUGGCAAAAAAGAGAAAGAACCAGCAGAAGGAAACGAAAGUUCCGAGGCUCCUUCCCCAGUCAAUGCAAUGAAUUCAUUUGUCUAAUUAAAGAAAAAGCCAACAACUCUGCUCCCUUCCAACAUUUCCAUUUUUUUUUCAAGCAUUUGUACAUCUACCCUGUUAUUGGAUAUGAAAGACACUAAUGUUCUACGCAACAAAAACAUUUAUGCUAUAAUUAUGUAGAGGCCAAACAUACUAUAGAAUGACAGUAAGUGAUAUGUUCGUAUAA